Messenger RNA from Amyelois transitella, 1236 nucleotides. RefSeq lists its product as uncharacterized. Bases 112 to 969 code for a protein of 285 amino acids. The record is from RefSeq and is a predicted model, not a curated record. The transcript is spliced from 3 exons. NCBI's taxonomy places the organism in Eukaryota, Metazoa, Arthropoda, Insecta, Lepidoptera, Pyralidae. Gene Ontology annotation, molecular function: acyltransferase activity, transferring groups other than amino-acyl groups.
UAGAAGAUAAACUGUGACCUCCAAAUCAAUAAGACAAAAUAAUAUCAUCUACAUAAAAUAUAUAUAUACCUAUCAAUAACAUUUCAUAUAAAAGCAAUUGUAUUUGUUUAAAUGGAGUCUUUGAAGUUGAUGCCGUUGGAAAAAUGGCCGGAGCUCCAAACAGCGUUUGAAACGGAUUGGCCUAGAGGAGUCUCAGGGUUUUGGGCGUUACAAACUCAAAAAGAAUGGGCUGAAAAUGGAUUACUUCACAAAUUUGAAGUGCAUUCCCCGUUUGGAGAUGUAAGAAAUGGUAUGAUUGCCAUUAAUAGUAAAGACACCCACAAAGAAAUCAUAAUUCAAUGUCCGGUUGAUGACACGGAACUACUUGAGAAUGCUUUAAAAGCAACAAAAAUUAUUGACUGGAGAGAUAAAAUCACCGUUCCAUUUGCACCAAAGAACAUAAUCAUGUGCAUACGCAAUGUACUUCAAGAUAUUAAUAUGGAUUUAAAAUUAGAUGAACAUUCAAAUGAAAUUGUUAUAUUAGAUAAACAGCAGCCCAUGUUUGAAAAUAUUUUUCUACCUGAUGGUGCUACCUUUGGUCUGCUCACAGAAGAACAUAUAACUUUAGUAAAUUCAUUAUGGGUAAACAAACACGACAGCUCUCCGUGGUAUUUUGGGCUUCUGAUCAAAGCCAGAUCAGGAUAUGGAAUAUUUAAGGAUGACCAGCUAGUUUGUUGGGUUUUUAUCAAUGAAGUUGGUGCCUUAACACAUCUCUAUACAUUGGAGAGGUAUAGAAGAAAUGGUUACGCCGAACUCCUGUUGAAACUAGUCUGCAAUAACCAAUUAAAGAGAAAUAAAGAUACCUUUGCAUAUUGCAGAGUAGGAAAUGAUAGUGCAUUAAUGUUAUAUUGUAAAUUAGGUUUUAAGAAGUAUCAUAUAGUGACUUGGUGUCAAUUAGAACCAAUUAUUAACGAGUCAAAUAGAAAUUGAAAAUUAUAUUUUGUGAAAUAAGCCCAUUCAAUACAUAGUUACACUCACGCUCAUACUCAACAUAUAUUAACUCCCUAGUGCUCUAUUAACUCACUGCUGUUUUCUUGUUAUUUUGUGUUGAUAUUUUUAAUAUGUAUCCUUCAUAUUGAAUGGCAAAGCCUCCGUACUAGGUUCCACUGAAAAUCAGCGCAUUGUGUAACCUCAUCAUACACAUGCAUAUGCUGAGUGGAAACCCUUUUGGUCGCAUCAUGUAUUUUUUUUUUAUUU